UAUUUCACUUACCAUAGUAGUUUGAGUUAUUUCCAAAUCUUGCGAGUCCUUCCGAACGAGUCUCCUUUGCUCGGGGCUCGCAACCACCCAAUAAUCGAUUCAGGAGAAAAGAAGCCUGGGCGGAGAGCAGAGGCACAAUUCUGUCUUUGCUCGAACUGCGUAACUGAGGACUCUGCAAAUUCCAUGAAGUAGGCGGAAAAAUGAUCAUAUGCAACGAGGCAGUGACCUUCAAGGACGUGGCUGUGGUGUUCACUGAGGAGGAGCUGGGGCUGCUGGACCCUGCCCAGAGGAAGCUGUACCAAGAUGUGAUGCUGGAGAAUUUCAGGAAUCUGCUCUCAGUGGGGCAUCAACCAUUCCAUGGAGAUACUUUCCACUUCCUAAGGGAAGAAAAGUUUUGGGUGAUGGAAACAACAAGCCAAAGAGAAGGGAAUUCUGGCAAAAGCCAAACUGAAAUGGAGACUGUUCCAGAAGCAGGAACACAUGAAGAAUUUUCCUGCAAGCAAAUUUGGGAACAAAUUGCAAGUGACUUAACCAGGUCUCAAGAUUCCACCAUAAAUAACUCUCAGUUAUUUGAACAAGAUGACGGCUCCUCCCAGAUUGAGGGAAGACUGUCUGGAGUUCACACAAGAGAAAAACCUUCCCAGGGUGGAAAGUGUAAACAGUCCUUCAAUGAUGUUUCCAUCUUUAAUCUUCCUCAGCAGUUAUAUUCAGGAGAGAAGUCUCAUACCUGUGAUGAGUGUGGAAAAAGCUUCUGUUACCUCUCAGCCCUUCAUAUUCAUCAGAGAGUCCACAUGGGAGUGAAAUGCUAUAAGUGUGAUGUGUGUGGUAAGGAAUUUAGUCAGAGCUCACGUCUGCAAACUCAUCAGAGGGUCCACACUGGAGAGAAACCAUUCAAAUGUGAGCAGUGUUGGAAAGGCUUCAGAUGUAGAUCAGCGCUUAAAGUUCAUUGCAAAUUACACACGAAAGAGAAACCUUAUAAUUGUGAGAAAUGUGGGAAGGCCUUCAUGCACAAUUUCCAGCUUCAGAAACAUCAGAGAAUUCAUACUGGGGAGAAGCCAUUCAAAUGUGAAAUAUGUGGUAAGAGCUUCUGUCUUAGGUCAAGUCUUAAUAGGCAUUGCAUGGUUCACACAGCAGAGAAACUGUACAAAUCUGAAAAGUAUGGAAGAGGUUUCAUUGAUAGGCUAGAUUUGCAUAAGCAUCAGAUGAUUCAUAUGGAACAGAAACCAUAUAAUUGUAAAGAAUGUGGGAAGAGCUUCAAAUGGUCCUCAUAUCUUUUGGUCCAUCAGCGAGUCCACACUGGAGAAAAGCCAUACAAAUGUGAGGAGUGUGGGAAGGGCUACAUUAGUAAAUCAGGUCUUGACUUCCACCAUAGAACCCACAUGGGAGAGAGAUCUUACAACUGUGAUAACUGUGGGAAGAGCUUUAGACAUGCUUCUAGUAUUUUGAAUCAUAAGAAACUCCACUGCCGAAGAAAACCAUUGAAAUGUGAAGACUGUGGAAAGAGGCUUGUACACCGGUCAUACCGUAAAGAUCAACAAAGAGACUACAGUGGAGAAAACCCAUCCAAAUGUGAGGACUGUGGGAAGCGCUACAAGAGGCGCUUGAAUUUGGAUAUAAUUUUAUCAUUAUUUUUAAAUGACAUAUAAGUUAUACAUGUUUGUGGAGUGUGAAUUUGAUACAUGUAUAUAAUGUAUGCUGAUUAAAUCAGUUUAAUUUGUGUAUCACCUGAAA
Messenger RNA from Rhinopithecus roxellana (golden snub-nosed monkey), 1731 nucleotides. It is a transcript of the gene ZNF222, whose product is annotated as zinc finger protein 222. The transcript has 5 exons. Gene Ontology annotation, biological process: regulation of transcription by RNA polymerase II. Lineage: Eukaryota; Metazoa; Chordata; Mammalia; Primates; Cercopithecidae. Gene Ontology annotation, molecular function: RNA polymerase II cis-regulatory region sequence-specific DNA binding; DNA-binding transcription factor activity, RNA polymerase II-specific. The record is from RefSeq and is a predicted model, not a curated record. The coding region runs from base 201 to 1646 and encodes 481 amino acids.